AUGUGUUCUCUGGUACCGAUUUAUAUGGGUGCAGUUGAACCUCUUGCUGGUUAUGUUGAUGCUGAUAGAAAGUUAUUCCAUGGACGAGAUGGAUUCGGUGAUUGCUUAAAUGAUGAAAACGGUUCGCAUGUGUCCAGCUAUGUGCAACCACAACAUGCAGUUGUGGCCAUACACAAGUUUUGCAAGGAUCGACCUCAACAAAUCACUAUUAUUGCGGUGGGUCCUCUUACUAAUUUGGCACUUGGCUACACUAUGUAUGGUGAACACUUUUUUUUUUGUAUCAAAGAUAUUUACAUUAUGGGCGGAAACUAUCAAGGAGUCGGAAACUCAUCACGAUCCGCAGAGUUUAAUUUCCAUUCAGAUCCAGAGGCAGCACAUGCUGUUUUUUUAAAAACUCGAUGUCCAAUUACUAUACUGCCAUGGGAACCGUGCACCAAAUUUUUUUUCAACAUACCUAUUGACUGGCGACUGUAUGAGCUUGGCAAAUGUGCUACUGCUCACAAACACCGUGCAAUAGAUAUACUUAACAAAGUAGAAAACUCACAGUAUGAGAUUGAUAAUUGGAAUCCCUGUGAUGCUUUGUUAGUAGCUGCAUGUCUUUUUGACAAGCAGUUUAUUAAAAAGUCUAGUACUUGGCACGCUACCGUUGAUCUUACAGGAACACACACUCGAGGCCAAAUGGUUCUUGACCAUUUAAGGGAAUGUAAAAAGUUUCCAGAGAAUGUUCGCAUAAUUGAAUUUGUUGACGAUGAAUUUUUCAAACAUAUUGUAGAGUGGGUGGCUGGAUUGCGUGUUACCUUAGACUAAAAGUAAAUAAUAAUA
This is a messenger RNA of Drosophila arizonae, 822 nucleotides long. Its product is annotated as nucleoside hydrolase. The record is from RefSeq and is a predicted model, not a curated record. Lineage: Eukaryota; Metazoa; Arthropoda; Insecta; Diptera; Drosophilidae. Gene Ontology annotation, molecular function: hydrolase activity, hydrolyzing N-glycosyl compounds.